This is a messenger RNA of Pipistrellus nathusii (Nathusius's pipistrelle), 1116 nucleotides long. The record is from the annotation of a GenBank genome assembly. Lineage: Eukaryota; Metazoa; Chordata; Mammalia; Chiroptera; Vespertilionidae.
AUGCCCUCGCCCCUCCCGCGGCGCAGCUACCUCCCUGGCGGCGAGUUCUCCCCCUCGGUGGACGCCAGGCCCUGCAGCAGCCCCUCGGUGCUCCCCGGCAGGGCAGGAGGGAAGCUCAUCCCGGGGACCACUCCGCCCAGGGCCCCGCGCCUGCCGCGCCGGCUGGCCUGGUGCACCAUCGACUGGGAGCAGCUGCGCUUCCUGCAGAGGCUGGGGGCCGGGGGCUUCGGCUGCGUGCACAAGGCCACCUACCACGGGGCGCUGGUGGCCGUCAAGCAGGUGAACCGGUGCGCCAAGAACCGCCUGGCGUCCCAGCGCAGCUUCUGGGCCGAGCUCAACGUGGCCAGGCUGCGCCACGAGAACAUCGUGGGGGUGGUGGCUGCCAGCACGCGCACGCCUGCGGGCCUGGACAGCUUGGGCACCAUCAUCAUGGAGUUCGGGGGCCACGUCACCUUGCACCAGGUCAUCUACGGUGCGGCCAGCUCCCCCGAGGAAGAGAUGGACGAGGAGGAGGAGGAGGAGGGAGAGAAGGAGGAGGUGGAGUCCCACGGUCCUGCAGGAGAGGAGCUGACCCUGUCCACCUGCCUGAAGUACGCCCUGAACAUCGUGAACGGGCUGCUCUUCCUCCACGCGCAGAGCAUCGUGCACUUGGACCUGAAGCCCGCCAACGUCCUCAUCAGCGAGCGGGGCGUCUGCAAAAUCGGGGACUUCGGCUGCUCCGAGAGGCUGGGCGACCUCUCCGGCUCCCAGGCCGCCCCUUCGCACCACCUGGGCGGCACCUACACCCACCGAGCCCCCGAGCUCCUCAAAGGGGAGAGCCUCACGCCCAAAGCGGACAUCUACUCCUUCGCCAUCACGCUCUGGCAGAUGGCCACCCGCGAGGUGCCCUACCCGGGGGAGCGCCAGCACGUGCUCUACGCCGUGGUGGCCUACCAGCUGCGGCCGCCCCUGUCGGCCGCCGUCUUCGCGGCCUCGGACCCGGGCAGGAGGCUGGCGGGGGUGAUCCGGGGCUGCUGGGCGGCCAGGGCCCCGCAGAGGCCGAGCGCCGAGCUGCUGCUGGCUGACCUCACCGCCCUGCGCGCUGAGCUUGCCCCCUCGGAACCUGUCUCCAGAUAA